Messenger RNA from Gadus morhua (Atlantic cod), 1688 nucleotides. RefSeq names its product 26S proteasome non-ATPase regulatory subunit 4. The transcript has 10 exons. NCBI's taxonomy places the organism in Eukaryota, Metazoa, Chordata, Actinopteri, Gadiformes, Gadidae. The coding region runs from base 107 to 1228 and encodes 373 amino acids. The record is from RefSeq and is a predicted model, not a curated record. Gene Ontology annotation, biological process: proteasome-mediated ubiquitin-dependent protein catabolic process. Gene Ontology annotation, molecular function: polyubiquitin modification-dependent protein binding. Gene Ontology annotation, cellular component: cytosol; proteasome regulatory particle, base subcomplex; nucleus.
AAUCCGAUCCAGUAGAGAGCGCUAAUGCACUACAGAAGUGGGGGUGAAACAGGUUUACGGCUGACGAAGAAGAGCAUGCGCCAGGGAGAGCAACAAGAAGUUCAAAAUGGGGCUUGAAAGUACUAUGGUCUGUGUGGACAACAGUGAGUAUAUGAGGAAUGGAGACUUCCUACCCACACGUCUACAGGCUCAGCAAGAUGCUGUCAACAUCGUUUGCCACUCCAAAACACGGAGCAACCCAGAGAACAACGUUGGACUCAUCACCAUGGCAAAUAACUGUGAAGUCCUGACCACGUUGACCCCAGAUAUGGGUCGAAUCCUGUCCAAACUACAUGCUAUCACACCCCGUGGCAAUAUCUGCUUUUGUACUGGCAUCAGAGUGGCUCAUUUGGCGCUCAAACACAGGCAGGGGAAAAACCACAAGAUGAGGAUUAUUGCCUUUGUUGGAAGCCCAGUUGAGGACAACGAGAAAGAUCUUGUCAAACUGGCCAAACGUUUGAAAAAAGAGAAGGUCAAUGUGGAUAUCAUCAACUUUGGUGAAGAGGAGUUAAACACAGAGAAGCUGACUACUUUCAUCAACACCCUGAAUGGGAAAGAGGGAACGGGCUCUCACCUGGUCACCGUUCCUCCAGGCCCCAGCCUCGCCGACACACUGCUGUCCUCACCCAUCCUGGCCGGGGAGGGUGGUGCCAUGAUGGGGCUCGGGGCCAGCGACUUUGAGUUUGGCGUGGAUCCCAGUGCUGACCCAGAGCUGGCGCUGGCGCUGCGCGUGUCCAUGGAGGAGCAGAGACAGAGGCAGGAGGAGGAGAGCCGUAGAGCAGCGGUGGCCUCUGUGACAGACGGCAGCAUGCCUGUGUCAACACCAGAGGAACCAGAAGAGGCUUGGCUGAAGACGGCCGAGGCGCAGCCAGAGGCUGGCGUCAAGGCGCUCCCAGACUUCAGCAGCAUGACGGAGGAGGAGCAGAUCGCUUACGCCAUGCAGAUGUCUCUCUCCGGAGGAGAAUACGGGGAGAUGGAUACCGCAGCCGCGAUGGACACGACAGAAACAGCCAAGGAGGAGGAUGACUAUGAUGUGAUGCAAGACCCAGAGUUCCUUCAGAGUGUCCUGGAGAAUCUCCCGGGUGUAGACCCUAACAACGAGGCCAUUCGCAACGCCAUGGGCUCCCUGGCCUCCCAGACAGGAAGCCAAAAGGAUGGCAAGAAGGACGAGGAGGAAAAAAAGAAAUAAGGAAGCAAGCAAUGAGAGCUCUCCUGGCUGGAGGCCCCAAACAGUCAAGAUGAAACACGAAAUUGCGAGAUAAAACAUGAUAUUGCAUACUACCGCAGGUUAAUGAAAAUAUACAUAUAUAAAUACUGUUAUUACUUUGGCCUAGCCCACUCCCUUGCAUUACAUCUGUUGCUUUAUUUUCUAUAUUCGGAAUGGAAUUGGUUGGACAACCAGUAAAAUAACCACCAUAACAUAGUAUUUGUGUAUUGAAUCUGGAGUAUACAGUUGACAAACCCAAUAAUAUCUAGGGGUUUAAGUAUAUCGUGGCCUACACCGAUAGCCUUUUGCUUUCUUUACCUGAAGUGUACAGGCUGUCAUACCAAAUUUAGGUAAUAUUGUAUUUAGGAAUACCAAAAUUCUGACGUAAAUUUUUCCUACUUACUUAGUUUUAUUUUGCAAUAAAAAUGUGUAUUGAAUUAUU